Brienomyrus brachyistius is the source of this 4164-nucleotide messenger RNA. RefSeq names its product scavenger receptor class A, member 5 (putative) (gene scara5). Gene Ontology annotation, cellular component: membrane. The transcript is spliced from 9 exons. Lineage: Eukaryota; Metazoa; Chordata; Actinopteri; Osteoglossiformes; Mormyridae. The record is from RefSeq and is a predicted model, not a curated record. The coding region runs from base 420 to 1910 and encodes 496 amino acids.
UUGCCUUUGGUGCAUAAACAGAGAAACCAGGUCCUAUAUACAAUGAGAUGCAUAUUUAUCUAAUGAGAAUAUUCCUCGAAAGCAUAGCAGGCGCGCGAUACUGCACGCUCCGUACAUCAGUUAGAGGCUGGAUGAUCAUUUAUAACAGUGGCGUGUGACUUUUGGACAGUUGCACGGUUAGUGCUAGUUGACAGAUUAUUAUUUUUUUUUCUGCGAAGGUUUGUCGAUGAGAUGAAAUUCUACAAAGUUUCGCCCUGAAGGGGAAGAAUAUUGUUUAAGUGGUCCAAAUGGCACGCAUCGUAAUCAGAUGAUCGCAUUUUCGCAUUGCAAGACGAAGGAAACAUGAAAUGCUAAUAUUUGAAAGUGUUACUCGUUGAUUUCUUUCAUCUUUUUAAUUGGAAAGGAUAUAGUGGAUAACAAUGGACAACAAGGCCAUGUACAUCAGCUCAUACGAGGAACGGGAGAAUGGAUCCUUCUACGAAGAGGGAUAUGAGGGCAUGAGUAGCAGGAACCUCUCCAAGCUGAACCUGUGUGAAGAAAUCAGGCCGACCAAGAGACGGAGGAAAGCAGACACUUGCUGCGGCCACCUGGACUCUCUGUCUGCCGUCAAGUACGCCAUCGUCUCCUUGUAUAUUCUCAUACUGCUCUGUAUCUUCGGCCUUUGUGUGGCAGUAUCCAGGUCUCAGGCCGCCUCAGAGAAGCAGGAGAUGUUGAUGGAGAAUGUUACCCGACUGGGGGACCGGUACAGGGAGCUGCAGCAGUCUUUGAACCAGCUCUUCACCCAGUCAGACGUUCUAGAGAACAUCUGGAAAUUGCAGAAUCUCCUCCAGAAUCACUCACACACGCUGGCACAGCUGGGUCUGGCUGUGCAGGAGCUGGAGCAGGAGGUACAGAAACUUCGGUACCGGUCAGAUGAGACGACCAGCUCCAUGGCGGUGCUGAGUGAUCGGGUCGGCAAGUUGAGCUUGGCUAGCUUGGGAAACUGGAGCAGCCUGCAGGCCGACUUGGCCCAGAUGGCCGGAUCGCUACGCUUCCAGGACACGCUACUCCAGGACACGGCCGGCCAGGUGGUCCUUCUCAAAGACAAGCUGGACGAGGUCACCUGGACCGUGGGGAACGUCAACCGGACGUUCAUGAACGACAUCACCAUCCAUCGCCUGAACAUCCAGGAUUUGCAGGUGCUGGUUGGCAAUGUGACCGAGGAGUCCCGAACUAUGAGAAUAACUCAGCUCUCCAUGGAGGAUCAGCUGAAGAAUGAGAUCAAAAUCCUGAGCACCAUCACAGAAGACCUGAGGCUGAAGGACUGGGAACAGUCUACUGCUUUGAAGAACCUGACUCUCAUAGAAGGACCACCUGGACCAAAGGGUGACAAAGGAGAUGUUGGACCACGUGGUGCCUCAGGAUUUCCGGGCAUAGUUGGUUUGAGAGGAAUUGACGGGGAACAAGGCAUCCCAGGGCCACGGGGCCCAAAGGGGGCCCCCGGGUUGGACGGUCGUCCAGGGCAGAAAGGGGAUCCUGGACCCCCAGGGCCAAAAGGUGAACGGGGCAAAAACGGAGAAAAAGGUGACAAAGGAGAUGGCGGUACAGUGGAGGAGACACUGGUCAGACUGGUCAACGGCUCGGGUCCGCACGAGGGACGGGUGGAGGUGUUCCACGAGAAGAGGUGGGGCACCGUGUGUGACGACGUGUGGGACAAGAGGGACGGCGAUGUGGUGUGCAGGAUGCUCGGCUACAACGGGGCCCGGCAGAUACACAAAACGGGCUGGUUCGGCCAAGGUCAAGGGCUGAUUUGGAUGGAUGACGUAGCCUGCUUGGGAACAGAAGAAGCCAUCCAUGACUGCAAGUUCUCAGGCUGGGGGAAAACCAACUGUGGCCAUGUGGAGGAUGCCGGAGUCACAUGCAACAACUAACUACCCGGCCAGGACCAAUCAGAUUUGUCUGUAACCGGGGAAGAUGGAAGUAUCUUGCCGGGACUGUCCCUUCUACACCACACAUAUUUCGUAAUUGGAUUUAGAUAUUUUGCAAUUGGAUUUUGAUUGGAUCUCAUAAAGAGGUUCAAGUGUUGGGCUCAGAGCAACAUCAACUAGGGCAGCAACUGCUCUUGGAAUAAAGGGAGCACAUUGGCUGGACAUUCUGGACUAGACUACAAUUCCAUAAAGAUCUUUCCAAAACUCAAAAUCUUGAAUUCUGGUUCAAUAAGUCCUGAUGUAACUCAUUACCAAGGGUGCCCCAUAUCAGGUCCAAUUCUGGAGCCAGUGAUGAUUUAUGUAUGUUUUAAUCAUAUACAUUUUAAGGCUGUCGGAGAACUUCUAUGGUCAUUUCUCCCCAUCCAGCUAAUUCUUUUGUCAGACCAUUUCCAAGAAAAACACUCCCUUCAUCAACAGCCUCUCUGCUGAUGUAAAAACUGUGAAAUGGCUUAAAUAUGGAAACUGUGACUCUUGUCAAGAAUUGGAGAAAAAACUAGAGUUUGGAAAAACUUAUUAAAUGCAAAAGCGGAAAAGAGAGGCAUAUAUAAUAACAAGAUUUUAAAUGUCAUCUUAAAUUACUCCACGUAACAUCAGAAGUAAUAGGCAUUGAAAUUGUUCUCUUUAAAUGAUUUAAAUCAAAAGAGUUUGAACUAAGUAUGCUGUUCCAUUGAAGAUCAACAGAAAAUAGUACUGUGGGCACCCAAGACUCAUCCACUAUCAAUACACAAGCCUAGGAGAAUGUUCCAUGGAACAUCAUCAGUUGACCACCUCAACACAUGUCAAAGAUGCACAUAAGACAUUUGAAACUUAAUGUACUCAAUGCAAAGAUCAACUGAUGUAUUAGUCAUGAUAUGACUGUUAUAAUUUAUUAGAACAGACUCUUACAUUUCCAUAGUCUGCAACGUUACAUAUCUAGACUUGAUAUUUGCUGUUAAUUCAGAUAGCUGUAUACUCAUGGAAGAAAUGCUAGUUAAGUUUCGCACAAGAAUUCUCUUGGCCAUAGCUCAAGUCACUCAACCACAAGACCACCCAAGUGCUCCAACAGUGUAUGAGCUUGUGAUAAAUUUUGCUCUGUUGACAAUGCUGAACUAGAAUCCUUGCAUGCUUGUGUUCAGAAAGUCCAAGAAAGAUCUGGCCCAGUCUGAGGGGUCCUUUCACUGGGGUACAGAGAGCGAAAGCCAGCGUACUGUCCUGUGUUCGGAUUUGAAACCCGACAUGCAAACAUUGAACUUAGUUGACUACAUUUUUUCUAAUGACUUGCUUAUCAUGUCCAGAGAUUAUUACCCUUUGCAAUGAAUGAAAAGAUGAAAAAAGUUAACUAUUCAAUGCAUUUUAUACAGAAAAUAUUUCAUAGAAACUAUGUAUUGUGGUAUUUUGUCAUUGUAAUAAUAACUACCUUGUUUUGUUGAACAUUCAGCUAAUUCAUUGCACUUAUUUUUUGUUAUUAUUGUCACGUUGUGAACAUAGAGAAUUUAACCUUGCUGCUUUGUUUACCAGACUCCUGCUAUUUUUUUCAGUGUUUGAACUCACAGUUUGCUGUUUUAAGGGCACUUUGAACCCUGUUAUUUUUGCCAUAAAAUUGAAAAAAGUUGACUUGGGCUUUGGCUCUCAAACAUCAAGACUCACAGACAGUUUUUUUUUUGUUUUAAAUCCCAUGGUGUUUAACGGCAUUUUGCUCGAUUAGUUUAACUGGACAGAACGAUACCAAAUCAUUCAUUAAUGAAACACAGAUGGAGGCCUUUCUAACUCAGACACCAGGAAUUCUAUCUUCCAGCAUUUCUGAGAAGCCAACAAGCUCAUUAACUUCUUCUGCAUACCAACAACUCAUUUCUGCUUUUGAUAUACAGCAGGUUUAUCGAUACCAGAGUGACUAAAUGAAAAUCAUAUUUUUCCAGGACAAAAAUGACAUCAAAUUAAAGUGGAGUUUUUCUUCUCAUACCAGCUAGCUGGAACGUUUAAUGAUACAGAAAAUUAUCACGGAGCCCCCUUCUGCAUCUUUACUUAUGUUUGGUUGUCAAAUGUGGUCUGUGGUUUAUCAAAAUAAAUGUAUCUGAUGAGAAUGUACUUUUAAAAAGGCAUUUUAUUAAAUAACUUGUAGCUUACAGCUACCAUUUGAAAAGUGUCAAUAUAAUACUUUUUGUAAACGAUAACUUUUAUAUGCUGUGGAGAGAGAAAAUAAAGUAUACCUUUGUUUUUA